CUUUUCAAGUAGCGACUACCAAGGCUAAGCGCGCAUUCACGGAUUUAAGACGGGAUGGACCUCCGUCUGAAGCGCCGGCUCCGUCCAGCCUUCCGACAUCCCCACCGACUCCUCCCCAACCUUUCCAUGGGUGGGGUUAUCCGUGGUUGCUCAAGGCAAGCCCCAAAACCAGCCACUCUGAAGAACUCAGCAGAAGAGUUGCUGAGCUGUCGAAGGAGCCGCAAAAGUUUCUCAUGGUGGGGGUUUCCGACGACCGCGCCGAGCACUACGUGAACCUGGAGAGCGCGUUGCUCUCUGCUCCAGCCAUUCUCGAGGCGGACGAUCACCUGAGCAGAAUCUUUUCGGAAUUCGUGCCUCGGCUGGUCUCGGAAAGGGAGUUCUGGAAGCGGUAUUUCUACGUGGUGGCGAAGGUGGAGCUUGAAUUAGAGCACGAGGAGGACUGGGGUGCUGCGGACCCUUCCCCUCUCGGCUCCCCUGCGAGUGUGGGAUCGCACGGACGACUUUUCUCGCUUCCCAUGUGGAAUCCCAAGGAACGGGACCUGAAUGGCAGCACCUGCAGCACAACGACGAGCGUGUGCAGCUUUGGAAACGUCGACCCGCCGAAUAUCCCAUCCUCUGUGCUCCUGCGGAAUCUUGCCCAGGCUGUCAGCUACUCGGCUCCGUUUGCGACGCUCAAGGACCUGGUGAACCACAACGGCAAGUGGCCGGGGACCGCACUUGCGCAGGCUGUGGGAGCUGGGAUUGGCCGAGCCUUCUCUCUCUCCUCUAUAUCGAAUGUGAAUGACGUUGACAGUACGGAUGACAUGAUUCAAAGGCUUCUUAGCUCAGGAGAAGAUGCCGCAUUUGAUUGCAGCUGCGACACCUUCAGCGGCAGCAGCAGCGGCGGCGGCGCCACGAGCAACAGCAAGCCCGCACAGGAAAAGCCGAGCGACGCCGCCCCGUCAGCAGCAACAGCCCUGGUGCACUCAGUGCACGGGGCGUACCCGGACAGCUUUGUGGCGCAGGUGGCGGCGCUCAUGGCUGAACUACCUUCGGAAAAGGACAUGGCACAGCUCUGGCUGGCACUGGUAGAACAGCUGCGGGUGCGGUGGAAGGCGGGAGUGCCAGUGCCGCAUGUAGCAGCAGGCAGGGACGGGCCGGACCUGCGGCUGUGCGAAGUGAUGCAGCACCUGCAGCUGCUCAACUGCUGCAUCGCGCGCCAGCGCCGGCGCAAGGCGAUCGGGUUUGCGUGUAAACUCCCCGGCUCAGCAGCAGCAGGAGCAGCAGCAGGAACAGGUGGUGGUGGUGGUGGUGGUGUAAGUAGGGGUAGCAGCAGGAAGAUCAGGGAAUCGCUGUCAGAAGGUGCUGCUGGUGCUUCCGGUCGUUGCGAUGCUUCAGGGGACGCUGUUGCUGCGGUGAGAAGUGCGAGUUUUGGUGUCGACGUGUGCGUAGGAGCAGAGGAGCAGAGCAGAGCAGAGGUGACACUGAAAGCACUGGGAGCACAAGAUGCAGAUACUGAAUUUGCGAAUUGCAGCAGCGAAGGCACAUGCGUCGUGCCUGAAGCAGGGAGCAUGGAACCCUGUGACUGCGUUACGAACCCACCGGAGGAGGCUCACACAGCAGCAGCAGCGGCAGCAGGAGCAGCAGGAUCAGCAGCUGGUGACGACGUGGCAUCUGGGGCGGUCAGAAGUGCGAGUGUGCAUGCAGGGGAUGAUGAGCUGGCAUCGGGGCCAUGCUGGAAUCGAGACUGUCCAGGUCAGCACCUGUUCCUGUGUGACACGUGCUCUCUGCCAUGUGGGAAUCACCCGCCAGGGGAGCAUGCUGGGCAGGAAGGCAGCAGAGCGGAAGCACAAGAAGCAGCGCCCGGGGCUGCGGCAGGGGCAGCAGCAGGGGCAGCGGCAGCGGAAUAUCACCUAGAUGCAUGCUAUGCGCGGGUGCAGUCAGGGAAGCGUUUGCUACGGAGGGGCGUGAAGGAGCAGUCGAAGAGUCUAAGACUGUUGGAGACAGGCGAGCCGCUGUGCAUCCCUGUGACUCAGGACGGGCCGCUAAUGACCGAGUCGAGUGUGCGGGAGAGCGAAGAGCUUAUAAUGCGUACAAAGAGCUUUGGGACUGGUCACAAGCAGCUCUUUUCAGACAUGCAAUCCUUCAAGGCGGCCAACCCAGGGUGUGUUUUGGAGGACUUUGUUCGCUGGUACUCGCCUCCUGACUGGUCGCCACUCCCUCAGUCGCCCUCCGUCCACUCGCCCUCCGUUCACUCGCCCUCUCCCCAUGCACCAUCCGCUAAACCUCAUCCUGUACAAACACCCGCUCUACACUCCCCCUCGCCCUCCUCCUCCACUGGUGAACUUCCAGACGCAAAAACUCCAUGUCCCGCGACUCACGGCCGAGAGAGGGAGGGCCAGGCUGCUAGGGGUGCUGUGGGGGGAAUAAUUGACUGUACACCCAAAAAGACAGGGUACCUCAGUGUGCGGAUGAAGGCUUCUGAUAACCUGUGGCAGCAGCUGUGGAACCGCGCUCGACCGCUGCCCAUCGCUCUCCAGCCCCCCUUGGUGGACUACGAUUAUGCUGCGGAAAAGAGCCUCACCUGGCUGGAGAGCAUUCCCCCAUCCCACCUCUUUGCAGAGCUCUUCACCGUGCUCGUUGCUGUUGGCUUCUCUGCCGCUGCCUCCGCAUAUCACACUCCCCCAAUUUCCUCCUCGUCUUCUCUCCCUUCAAGAAGAGUAGAUGGCUGGGUGCGUGUUACUGGUUCAAAUGCCGCAGCAACAGCAUUGGGGCAGGAGGGGGAGGAAGAGGAGGAGCAGGAGUGGGAGGGGGAGGAGGAGGAAGAGGAGGCAUGUGUGCAAGCAGCAGCGGAUGGGCACAUCAGAGCACGUGUGGCAGAGUGCUGUCGUUACGUGGCUGGGGCAUGCACGAGGGGAAUGAGCGAAGACAAGAUGACAAACGUGUGCCUUGUAUACGAGAUGAUGGAGGACAUAGUGGUGGGGCCACAAGCCAAGGCGCAGCUUCCCAGGGCCAACACAUCAGCCUCUCAGGACGCCCAACCCGUGUCAACACUCAAGCCCUCGCUCCUGCAGCAGUGGCAGCAAUGGCACUCCAAACCCUCCGCCAAACCUCACGACAACCACCACCUCUACCCCAACGACGCUCACGCAAUCGAAUCUCUCCCAGAGAACGCCCUUCUGAGCAACCCUCACCCAAACGACCCUCAACCCUCCGACGCUCAUCGGAAUGGCAAGGAGGAUGACCCACACACAUCCCAGCACGUCUCCUCGCAUCCACCCCCCCGCCAAUACGCCUGCUCGCCGGUUCUCCCUCCUGGGAGCUGGAUCGAGCUUCCCUUCUUUCCCCACUGCGAGUUUCCCUACAAGCCCCAUGUUUGGGUCAAUUGA
Closterium sp. Naga37s-1 is the source of this 3368-nucleotide messenger RNA. The record is from the annotation of a GenBank genome assembly. Lineage: Eukaryota; Viridiplantae; Streptophyta; Zygnematophyceae; Desmidiales; Closteriaceae.